Molecule: messenger RNA, 1473 nt
Organism: Crotalus tigris (Tiger rattlesnake)
Lineage: Eukaryota; Metazoa; Chordata; Lepidosauria; Squamata; Viperidae
Product: semaphorin-3E-like
Exons: 3
Biological process (GO): positive regulation of cell migration; neural crest cell migration; negative regulation of axon extension involved in axon guidance
Molecular function (GO): semaphorin receptor binding; chemorepellent activity
Source: RefSeq, a predicted model, not a curated record
GGGACACAGCCUGUUUCCAUCCCGCUGACUUUGAAAACAUCCGUUUCCUGAUAGAGGCUUCUGCCUUUUGCAGUCACAACCAUGAGUUUUCAGCUGCUUGCGAAUUGUUUUUCAUUUUGCUCAGACGCUUCCGUAGACAAGAUAUCCGUCAUGGAAAUGCAGCUCAGCAGUGCUUCGGCCAGCCAUUGCUAGGAGAUGCCUUGGGCAAGACAGAGGAACGGCUGGCGUACGGCAUAGAGCACAACAGCACUCUCCUGGAGUGUAUCCCCAGGACCUUGCAAGCCAAAGUGAUCUGGUUUGUGCAGAGAGCUCACGAAGCCCGGAAAGAAGAGGUAAAGGCUGAUGAGAGGAUUCUUAAAAUGGACAUUGGCCUGUUGUUUUUAAGACUGCACCGAAUGGAUGCUGGAACGUAUUUUUGCCAGACAGUGGAACACAGCAUCGUUCACACAGUGAGAAAAAUCACCCUGGAAGUCGUGGAAGAGGAACGCGUAGACUACAUGUUCAACAGGGACUACGAAGAGGAUCUAGCUCAGAAAAUGCCCUGCCCUGCACAGAGCGGCAUCUCCCAUGGAUCAAGGCCGUGGUACAAGGAGUUCCUGCAACUGAUAGGCUACAGCAAUUUUCAAAGAGUGGAGGAAUAUUGUGAAAAAGUGUGGUGCACAGAUAAGAAGAGGAAAAAGCUGAAAAUGACUCCAUCUAAGUGGAAGUACGCCAAUCCACAAGAAAAAAAGGCACGUAUCAAAUCAGAGCAUUACCGAGUUCCCAGGCACACCCAAGCUGGCUCCUGAUGGGGGAGAACCCAAUAUAUCAUGCAGCCCCCUCCCACCACCCAAAAUAAAUCCAUUCAGGAGACCUUUGUGGUGUUUGGACCCAACAAAAGGGGACGUUGAGACUGGAAAUAAGCUAAAAUGCUUUUAGUAAGUUAUAUACUUGAUGUCUAUUUAGAUGCAUUUUUUUAAAAAAAGAAACCUACUUAAUUGUUGAAUUUUAACUGUAUCAUUAUGAAUCCAGCUUCAAUUGAAAGACAAUCUGACAAUCUUCAUAUUCAGCAUUUAGUCCAAUUAAUCAUGGACAGGCUUGCACUGUAUAUUUUACUGUAUUUGGGGGUAUUUAAGUGAGUUCAGAAUGCUGAUGUUUUGAAAAGCAAAGCAACCAGUAAAUUGUAUCGUUUGUUUGUUUUUUUUAUUUCAAACAUAGCUAAAAUUGAUUUUCACAUAGCCUAUCCCAUAGCCUCUUUCUAAAUUCUAGGAAAUUUUCCAGUUUUCACUUAGGAAAAAAAGCAUGUUUCUAAUUCUUGCUUGGUUUGCAUAUAUGAAGGCAUAGGAGAAUUGGGGAGUGGAGAAAAAGGUGAUCAUAAAUUAAGGUGACCAACUUUUUUGCAAUGAAAAGGAGGACACAAAUAAAUUGAAGAAAAAAAUAUCGUAAAUAAAAGAAACAUUUUAUUCAUUGCAACAAUAAUACAGACAACUUGCA